CUCAUUUACCUUUAAAAAGGGGACAACAUCUUGGAUCAAUUUCAUUCAUCUUGUCUUUUUUUUUCUUUACCUAUUCUUAUUAUUAUUUUGACAAUCUAAUCAUGAAAUUUUUCUCCUUGACCUUGAUUUCUAUGUAUGCAUGGACAGUAUUGGCAGUACCCAUGAAAAGAGAAAUGCCUCAUUUCUAUGGUGAUCAUGGAAGUUAUGACGAAGCGCCUGCUACCGAAGUGUUUGCUGGCAUUGGAACUUUUGGCCAUCUUACCUAUGAACGAUGUUUAAGUGAUCCUUCCAUUCAAUAUGAUAUUGCUGUUGUUGGUAUUCCAUUUGAUACUACAACAACAUAUAGACCUGGUGCAAGAUUUGGACCAGCUGCUAUCCGAGAAGGAUCAAGAAGAACUAUUGUAACAGGAACUUAUAAUGUUCCUUUUGGUUUUGAUCCCUAUUCUUCUGGACUUAAUUUGGUGGAUUGUGGUGAUAUCCCAGUGACACCUUAUGAUAAUGAUGUAGCUGUUGGUCAAAUGUAUAAGGGAUACCUUUCUUUAUUAGAAAGAAAUUCUACCUCGGGUGGACAUAACGCGACUGGAUCAUCCAAAAUUUCAUCACCUUUUCCAAGGAUCUUGACUCUAGGUGGUGAUCAUACCAUUGUUCUUCCCAUCCUGCGUGCAUUACAUACGUAUCAUGGACGACCAGUGAGUGUCAUCCAUUUCGAUUCACAUAUGGAUUCAUGGAAACCAUUUUCAUACAAAGGACAUGGACCCAAUUUAAAUCAUGGCACGUAUUUCUAUUUCGCUGCUAAAGAAGGCUUGAUGUCCAAAAACCAAAACAUACAUGUGGGUAUCCGAAGCAAGGUGUUCACUCCACAUGACUACAAGGAUGAUCAUAAACUUGGCUUCCAAUUGAUCGAAGCAAAUGAAAUCGAUGAGAUUGGCACAAAAGGUAUCAUUGAUCGUAUCAAGAAAGUAGUAGGUGACAACUAUGUCUAUCUUUCUUUAGACAUUGAUGUCUUGGAUCCAAGUUAUGCUCCUGCUACAGGCACUCCUGAAACGGGUGGAUUCAGUACCAGAGAAUUACGUAAAAUUAUUCGCGGUCUUGAAGGAUUGAAGUUUGUUGGUGCUGAUGUCGUUGAAGUAUCUCCAGCAUACGAUAAUGCACAAUUGACAUCUAUGGCUGCUGCCGAUGUCAUGUAUGAUAUUAUGACCAUGAUGACGAAACAUAAAGUGUAUUAGUCGCUUUUCAUUAGUUGUAUAUUUGAAUUUUUUUAUUAUUAGGAUUCAAUGCACAAAAAGAAAAAUAAACAAUAUAAUG
Halteromyces radiatus is the source of this 1305-nucleotide messenger RNA. RefSeq names its product arginase family protein. Gene Ontology annotation, molecular function: metal ion binding; agmatinase activity. NCBI's taxonomy places the organism in Eukaryota, Fungi, Mucoromycota, Mucoromycetes, Mucorales, Cunninghamellaceae. The transcript is spliced from 5 exons. The record is from RefSeq and is a predicted model, not a curated record. The coding region runs from base 102 to 1226 and encodes 374 amino acids.